AUGCAUCCGAAGAAGAUCUUUAGAGAUCUCUAUCCUUCUUCCCCAUUCUUCUUCUCUCUUUUCUCUCAAGCCACUUCCCAAUUCACCCCCCCAAACACAUCCUGUCACUUUCCGGAUACAUCGAUUGAUUUUCUCUCAAAACUUGCCAGUGAUUCAUACUCCCAACAUUCAAGCAUUGUUUAA
Molecule: messenger RNA, 183 nt
Organism: Botrytis fragariae
Lineage: Eukaryota; Fungi; Ascomycota; Leotiomycetes; Helotiales; Sclerotiniaceae
Exons: 3
Coding region: 1-183 (60 amino acids)
Source: RefSeq, a predicted model, not a curated record